Aedes albopictus (Asian tiger mosquito) is the source of this 6946-nucleotide messenger RNA. RefSeq lists its product as uncharacterized. NCBI's taxonomy places the organism in Eukaryota, Metazoa, Arthropoda, Insecta, Diptera, Culicidae. The transcript is spliced from 2 exons. Bases 265 to 1860 code for a protein of 531 amino acids. The record is from RefSeq and is a predicted model, not a curated record.
AUGCGUCAAAACAUUAUCUGUAGAUAUCGAUUCCAAAUAUUGUGUCACCCUAACGUGCAUACCUUUCCAUGAACCAUGAACACUUAAGCACUUGUGGGUGGCGGUGAAAAUGUAAACUUUUUUCGCCUAGCCAUUGAGUUUUCCUUGCGUAGGCUAGGUUGCGGUUCGUCGGCAUCGCAAUUAAAAACUUUUAAAUACUCGCAACGAUGAUAUUGUGUGUGCGUUAAUCUGAUUAGUGCAACUUCCGGGCGGAACGUACUGCCGAUGUUGGAUUGUGGCGUUGGCGAAAAAGUGUCCACAAUGAGUGACCAGGACGAUCCGCUGGCUCAGCCGCAGACAACUCCCCGCAGCUCACUUGGAUCGGGUGUGCUAUCGUACAGUAACUCGUCAAUAUCACCUUCAACCAGCUCUAGUAGUUCGCAAGGAUCAGCUAAAUCGGCCGUCAGUGAGUGCUUGGGAGCAUGGCUAAACUACCUGCAGAUUAUGAACAAUCUGUGUGUUGCUGGGCAUCGCUUAGCCCAAGCAAUAGCAGCAUUAGAACCGUGGGCUAGCUUCGACCAAUCAUCGCAGCAGACAGGUGGUAGCCAACAGCAACAACAACAACAACAAUCGCAGCAACCAUUCAUUCCCUCGCAGAUUCCUUCGCAUAUGGCCUUCCAGUUCAUUACGGCUUGGGAUGAUCUGGCACGAGCAUCGGUCGUAGCAACCAGCACAGUGAAAUCUCAUAUUGUUAGUGUACUGCAGGACUUUAAAACGCAGCCUUCGAGUUCAGUUGACCAAGAAAGCGAACUGCUACAUAUCAGAGAGUACAAUCAACUGAUACUCCAGGAUAAUGCUCAAACUAUGAUAAAUCUACAACAUCAGUUCUGUGUGGCUUCCUGUGACUCCUUCGCACAACUCAUGUGCUGCUAUCAAUGUCAAACUCAGGUGGGAUUUCCUCAUGAUCCGGAAUGCCCUAUGGUGCAACACCCAAUGUCUGCAGCGGCCACAAUUGCCAGGAGUGAUCAGCGCUCUCAGACUCCGUCGCCCCAUUUCGGAAUGAAAAUGCAAGAAGCUCGCUUGUACGACCGAGGAUCUAUAUCUACUCAGGGUUCGUCCGAUCAUGGAACUACAGCCUAUGAACAAACACGUGGACCUUCGCCACAUGAUAUUCGGGGACCAAGCCCUAUCCAAGGGUAUCUAGACAACAUAAGAGGACCUUUGCCAAAUCCGGGACACCUGUCCGGUAUGAAAGCACCUUUCUACCGUGGUUCACGGAGUCCUCUUAACUUUCCCCUUUUCACGCUAAACGGUCAACGUCGAUGGUCGGAGGCUGCAGCCGGAGAAGUGAAUUCCGAAUCGGCGCUGGAUGCCGAGAGCCAAAUGCGACGAUGGUCGAUGCCUUGGGAGGCCAAAGCGGAUAAAUCGACCGUCCACUGGAACCAAACUCGAAUUAUGCCCAUAUCGAAACUUGCCGUGCCACAGCAGUCCGGUGGAGGACAGAAGUCUUCUACCGGAGAUCGAAGCCAAAGCACAACGCCCGACUCGACGUGGCACUCGUCGGUCACCAGCCAGGACGGUUUGGUGGAAGCGAUUCAGCUACUGUCAUGUCGGCCCAUUUACCGCUUACCACCGAUGCCACCGCCCAGUAUCGGUCCUCCGUUUGUCGAAGAACCUUGUAGCGGUGGUGGGGGACCCCAACAACAGCAGAUGAUACAACAGAACUUUUCGGCAAAUCCCGGCCUGUAUGGAAUAUGGACCCAGCAGAAUCCACCGAGUGCGAUGCUUCGCCAGCAGUCCAUGCAGGAACGUGCCGUGCCCCCGUUUAUGCAGUACAUCCGUGAACAGGAAGGCUCUCUAGAUGAAAAUCCACCGGCUUAAAGUCAGGUGAAACCGCUUAGAUAUUAAGGUACGUUGUAGGGACUGAGUGAGAUGCAAAGUGCUGGGAUACUAUUUCUUUUGAAGAAUCAUAAACCAAGGAAACUAGCAUUCAUCGUCAAACAUAAACUUUGGUUCUCAACUUAACGGAUGUGUUUACAGUAAUAACAGGAGUGCAAAGUAAAUAAUGCUUGCACAUUGCGUAAGGUUUAACGCCCCAACCUCAUGGACACGGUCUAGAAGUUUCAGUCUUCUGACUCCUGUGAGUUAGAGGGACAGCUUCGAAACAUAAUACUAGGUAUUUGUGCUUUCCCUACAAUUUUGUCAAAGAAUAUUGACAAUAUAUAUAGAUGUUUUUCUUUGCUUACUUCUCCGUGAAGGAGAGUGGAACCAUCUCAGCAGGGCUCCAAUUUUGGGCACUUUUCUGCUAUAACUCAGCCAAUUUUGAACCUAUAGUGGUUGGAGUCUAUAAUGGCACCACGAUAAUGUCGGAGAAGUGCCGUCCGUCAAUCAGAACGUUAUCAAUUUGCGAUUCCGUCUGCUGUGGUGAUAUCCAGGUGUAACGACGUGACGGUGUAGUACGUCACGCUAAAAAUAAGAAUUUUGGACCCCCCUCCCCUCUUUGUACGGGUUUUUCCUAUACUUAAUACAUUACUUGUCACACUUUUCAGAACCUCCCCUCCCCCCUCUAAGCGUGACGUACUUAAUGGAUGCCCCCUAAGGUAGGUUGAGUUGGAAAAAGGUGCUACGUAUGGCCAUAUUUUGGAGACGGCGAAAUCGAUGAAUAGCCCAUUUUCGACGUGGCUUGGGCUGCAAGUACGCGUUCGAACUGCGCGUAGAAUGCGUCCUUGCCAUUAUCAAUGCUUCCGGAGUUUGGGCUGUGCACGUUGAUUACACUGAACUUGAAGAACCGGUCCUUGACCCUUGCACAUCCUGUGGGUGUUUUUUCGGGAUUUCUGAGUUUUUUUUCGGUAUUUCUACAGAAGUUUUCCCGAUAUGCUUCCAGAGUUUCUCGCUGGAUUCCUCCCGAGGAUCCUUCCAAAACUUAUCCGAAUUUCCCUUUGUAGUUUCCGACAGUUUCUCUAGCAAAAAUUCUUGCAGUACUUCUUCCAGGAUUUAUAUAUUUCUCUUGGAAUUUCUCGCGAGAUUUUGCUCGUAGUUCCUCCCGGGAUUGUGCUUAGUGGUUUUCAGAAUUCCUACUUAGAUUUCCUUCCGGAUUUGAACCCAAAACUUUUUUUUUCUGAGAUGCCCCAGUUUUUUCCAAGAUUUCUUCCGAAGUUCCUUUCUAGAUUACAAUAGGUCUUGCGUAGUUUCUUGUAAGAUUUCAAAUGGAUUCCUUGUGAUAUUUUUCCAGGUAUUUCUUAACGAGGAUUUCGUAGACAUUUCGAAAAAAAAAACUCCUGGAAUAAUCGCUGCAAGAAUUGCGGGGGCAGCUAUUAAAGAUAUCUCAGCAGGAGCAACCAGAAUCUCCGAAUAAUUUAUGUUAGGGAUUUCGGGAAGAGUUCUGGGAAAAAUCUCGAGAAAAUCUGCUCAAAAAUAAUCUCAGGAGGAUCACUGCAAGAAAUCCUGUGAACAACUACGAGGAAAAACUGGACAAAGCUCUGAAAGAAGCCACGGGAACAUCUUCAUGAGCAAUAUCAGCAAUGGCUCCUACAGAAUUCUCAGAAAGCAAUCCAAAGAAAAUCUUAGCAGAAAGUCCACAAAAACUCUGAGAAACAUCCCUGGAGCAACAUCGGAAGCAAUCUUCAGAGAGAACCGAGAGAAACUCCAAGAGAAAUCUGUGUGUUAAUAGUGUAAUUUUGGAGGAAAUUCCGGAAGGAACUUCUAAAGAAAAAUCAUGAAAAAAAAUCAUUAAGAAAUCCUUGGAGGAGCUCUGAGAGGAAUCCCGAGAAGAUCCCCUGGGGAAGUGCCAAAAGGAACACAAGUAGGAAUUGCGGAAAAUUAUCAAGAGAAAUCCCGAAAGAAACUAGGAGAAAUUCCGCGAGACGAUCCGAGAUAUUCUGAGAAAAACUCUGGUGGAGAUCUCAAAACAAAUUUCUUCGAGAAAACGAAGGAAGAACUCUGAGAAUAAUCAAACGAAGGACUUGGAGGACUUGGAGCAGUGAUGGAAAAUGAUGAGGAUUGCAGAUGAGCAGACACAAACCAAAACAAACCUACCUACUCGUGAACAGGGGCCCGAGAAUACUCGCACUUUUUUAUUCGUUAGUAAACGAUGCUGGCAAGCACUCGCAUGUGAUUCGCGAAAUUUCGCUGAGUUUUUUGCAUUUUGACGAAAAACGCAUUUUUACGACUGGCAGUGCUGCUUUACAGGAACAAUGAAGCAUAAAGCAUUAGUUUAUGAUGGAUAAUCACUGGAUUUGCUAUUACAUACAGGGUGUUAGGUUCCCGAGUGCAAACUUUUUAAAGGGUGAUAGAGGACCAUAAAUGGAGAAAAAAAUUGUUCUACGCAUAUGGUCAAAUCUCAACCGUUACGUAGUUAUUGAACUUCCCAUGUUUAUGACUCUUAUUGCCUUAACUGUCAAUAACUUGAAAAUGGCCAAACAUAUCGAAGUUUUUUUACCCUUAUUCGAAAGAUUAUUGAAUUUUCUAACAAAUGGCAUCUUUGAAUUGAUUGGUUUAGUUAAAUAACUAAGUUUUCUAGAGCAAAAUGGCUAAAAAUAGUGUAUUUUUAUUGGUUGUUGUCAAUUAUCUUUGAAACCUGCGUAAUAAAUAAAAAUUCUUUCUUUGGCAAAGUUGUGGCCCCUGUUCCACUCUACAAUUCGUUCUUUGACGCCAAACUUCUAACUCUUAUCGUUUUCUUGCAAUUUUGAUUUAAAUGUGCGGCACAAUGCGCAAAAAAGUGCUUUCCAUGACAGUUGCAAAUUUAUGAUCUGAAAUGCGAUGUUAAAAUCAAAAUUGCAACAAAACGAUAAGAGAUAGAAGUUUGGUGUCAAAGAACAAAUUGUAGAAUGUAACAGGGGCCACAACUUUGCCAAAGAAAGAAUUUUAAUUUAUUACGCAUGUUUCAAAGAUAAGGCCGGACCAAAUCUCAUUUUCUUCUUUUGUCACUUUGCUCGUUGACUUGUCAAGGGGGUGGAUAAUAAAUAAUAAAUGUAUUUGCUUGAAAAUUACUCAAACAAUUAGGCAAAAUUGUAAAACUCGUCGGAUUUGUUAAGAAAUUUUCUCGACAACUCUAACUUCAGUUCAAAAUUUUUAAAUUUUCGUAUAAUUUAUUUGUGUCCCCCCUCAAAAUUUCGAAUUCGGACCAAAAUUUUCCGAGGGAGGGGUGACAUUAGAGAAAAUCGAAAUUUGUGUCAGCCUAAUUGACAAAAACCAAUAAAAAUACACUAUUUUUAGCCAUUUUGCUCUAGAAAACUUAGUUAUUUAACUAAACCAAUCGAUUCAAAGAUGCCAUUUGUUAGAAAAUUCAAUAAUCUUUCGAAUAGGGGUAAAAAAACUUCGAUAAGUUUGACUAUUUCCAAGUUAUUGCCAGUUAAGGCAAUAAGAGUCAUAAACAUGGGAAGUUCAAUAACUACGUAACGAUUGAGAUUUGACCAUAUGCGUAGAACAAUUUUUUUCUCCAUUUAUGGUCCUCUAUCAACCUUUAAAAAGUUUGCACUCAGGAACCUAACACCCUGUAUAACCACACUAAAAUGCACUUCCUGCACCUCCACUAGUUCUUCACGAAUAAAAACUCAUGAGUGUUUUUGUUUUCCUUUUGGUUCUUACUCACGAAGCAGGCAGGUGCGAAUAAACUCACACACUGUUUAUUCUCGGAAUCGUGAGUUGUGUUGGCUUUUCACUCGCAAAUUGCUUCAUGAUGAGAACAAUUCCAUCACUGCACUGCUUUGGAGCAAUAACGGGAAAUCCCAUAAGAAGAAAUUCUGUAGGAUUCUUGUGAAAAUUGCAGGAGCGAUCGAUAGGUAUUCAGGAAUCCUGAAAGAUUCUCAAGGAAAAAUUCUAGAAAGAAUUGUUCAACGCUUGAAAAAAUGCCGGUAAGCAUUCGCAUCCUCGUAAAGAAAUCAAUACCAGAGAAAUGGCUUGAUAAAAUACGGAAGGAAUCCUGUGGGCAAUCCUGGAAGGCAUUUCUCAAGAAGUUCGAGGGAAUUUAUGGUAAGAUUCUUGUAGAGGAAUUUCUAGAUUGAUUUCAACUACCAAAUUAAUUCCGUGUCUACAUAGAAUUUACUGCAUCUUAUCGUAAUCGCCGGCUUGUCGGAUAUAUAUGCUAGAUCUAGUUUCUUUGUCAAGGUUUACCAGAUUCCUUUUUGAUUCAACUUGCUCUCCCUGGGAAGAAAGAUUGCAAUCUCAUACUUUUCCCUGAAAUCGUGAACCCUAAAUCAAGAAUGGCCCCUGUUGUCCGAAAAUCUCUCAAAUAAAAAUAUCUAUCCUUCUGCCUAUGCAAAUGUUGGAAGUUCGAGUUAUUUUUUGUUCAAUCCUCAGUUUAGUGCAAAUUCCCAAUAUUCACAAAUUGAAUGUUUAUAAAAAAGAAAAAGAUUUUCAAACUUGUGCAAUGUAAUCUCUCUUAUCAAGAUAAAGGUAGAACUUUCAUAUGUUAGGUAAAGAACAAAAUUGCUUAGCUAGUCGAGGAUGCUCUCGCUAUUAACUUAGUCAUAAUCUUAAACGAUUCGUCACUGUCUUUAAAUGUUCGCACGCCAGUCUAAAUUAUACUCGCUAUAUCCAUUUAUGCAUCUUCUCUAUUGCACGGUAAAAGGUGUCUAAAUUAUUGUUUUCGAAUGGAAUGUUUGUGAUUAGUGUGAUUGUAUCAUUGUAGUACCAAAGAGAAGCACAAACCUUCACAGGGUUUGAUGAGAAUUACGUGACUCAAAUUAAGUUGGAAUUAAGAAAAGGAAAUCUCUCACAUGAUUAAGUUCAAUCCAUCAUCUAAAAGAUAUUUUGUAAAUCAAGUCAUAAACACCUGAAAACAUAGUCACUGGUGUUAGUUAAUGUCAUUCCUCGUAAAACAAAUUUGUAUGUUUUGUUAAAUAUCGAAAAGUUGUUGAAUGUUGUAAAAGUGAGGUCCGGUCUAGACCGUAAGGAAUUUCGGUAGCUUAAGAAAUAUUUUGUAUGAAAUCGAUGUUCUUGCAAUAAAAAUUUGGUUUUCGAAAUUCAA